Messenger RNA from Parathielavia appendiculata, 459 nucleotides. RefSeq lists its product as uncharacterized. Lineage: Eukaryota; Fungi; Ascomycota; Sordariomycetes; Sordariales; Chaetomiaceae. The coding region runs from base 191 to 349 and encodes 52 amino acids. The record is from RefSeq and is a predicted model, not a curated record. The transcript has a single exon.
CCAGUAGGCCAUGGUGGCCGAGAUAAAAGUACAUGAAACUAAGUGAAUGUUGGGAGUUUCCUGUUCGAAGACAAACUGCGGAUUAUGCCAGCGCAUACAAAAGCCACAUCCGAUCAUGUAAUACUAUCUGUGAGACUCGCCUCAAGCCCCCUGUAUAUGUGUAGUUGUCAAGACAGUUCAAUCUUAAGUUAUGUUUGUUAGAACAUCACUUGACAAGGUCAUGAUCAAACAGCGUAAAGAAGACAGGAAGAGAAGAAGGAGCAGGGCAGUUAAGAGGCAAAAGAAAGGAAGGAGAAGAAGUGAACGAGAGGAGCAACCAGAACAUCAAAGUCGCAUCUGGGACCAAUGAGAUGCUGAGUGUUCUUGUAUUGUACAACAAGAGCCCUGGCGCCCUGAAGCCGCUCGUAGGCAAUGGGCUGGUGCGGUAUAACAAACGAGAAUUCACUGACUCGGGGGACC